Austrofundulus limnaeus is the source of this 2968-nucleotide messenger RNA. RefSeq names its product multiple C2 domains, transmembrane 2a (gene mctp2a). Gene Ontology annotation, cellular component: synaptic vesicle membrane. Gene Ontology annotation, biological process: regulation of neurotransmitter secretion. Gene Ontology annotation, molecular function: calcium ion binding. Lineage: Eukaryota; Metazoa; Chordata; Actinopteri; Cyprinodontiformes; Rivulidae. The record is from RefSeq and is a predicted model, not a curated record.
GAAUCUCUGGAGGAGAAUUCUGCUGAAGCUUGUGAAGGAGAAAAUUCGGCCGAAGCCUGCGAGGGCGAUGAGCUCGACGAAAACGACACCGAGCCGAUCGAGGGCUCCGACAUUCUGUCAACAAGCCAAGGCCCGGGUGCCCUGGUUCCUUCCCCGCUUCAGAGGUACCUCCUCAUCAUCAACCUGAAGGAUGGACAGAACCUGGUCAUCAGAGACAAGCGCUCUGGCACAAGUGAUCCAUAUGUUAAAUUCAAACUCGAUGGAAAACAAAUCUACAAAAGCAAAACGGUUCACAAAAACUUGAAUCCUCGAUGGAAUGAGUCUUUUUCUUAUCCGCUUMGAGACAGAGACCAGCUUGUAGAAGUUCGGGUCUACGAUAAAAAUCUCACCUCUGACGAAUUCAUGGGUUCAAGUACUAUAUCUUUGAGAAACCUCGAGUUGCAGAAAACCCAAGAGUUGGAGUUGCAUCUCACCGAUCCAAAAGGCAAAGAAUUCGGUUUGGGAGUCAUCAGAGUUGACGUCUGCCUCAUGUUUAGGGAUGCCACCAUCAAAAGAGGCCCUAGAUUUCGUCCCAAAAAGAAUAAGCAGAACCAAAACUAUUCCCCACGCCCAGUGGAAGCACCAAAGAACCAGACGAAGAACCAGAUGUGGACUGGUGUGCUUCAUAUCACUUUAGUAGAGGGACAGGACCUGCCGCAGUGUGGGCAGGGCGACAUUUAUGUCCGCUUUCGCCUCGGCGAUCAGAAGUACAAGAGCAAGAACCUUUGCAUUCAAGCGAAUCCCCAGUGGAGAGAGCAGUUUGAAUUCAAUCAGUUUGAAGACAUCCAGGAGCCUCUGCAGGUGGAGGUGUUCUCAAAGAGAGGGCGAAAAGCUGAAGAAUCGUGGGGGACGUGCGAAGUUGACGUGUCCAGGCUUCCUCUAAAUGAAAGGCAGCUGUACACACACGUGUUGGACCCAGGAAAAGGCAAACUGGUGUUCCUGGUCACCCAGAGACCCUGCUGGGGAGUUUCCAUCACAGACACUGACAAAGCUACAUUGGGAAUUCCAGACACGGUCAUCGAAAAAUUUAGUUUAAGAAACUCUCACAAGUGUUUACGAGAAGUUGGCUUCCUUCAGGUCAGCGUGCUGAAAGCAAAUGAUCUUCCAGCCACAGACAUCAAUGGAAAAAGCAAUCCCUUCUGUGUUAUCCAGCUUGGGAACUGCAAACUUCAAACUCACACAGUAAGCAAGACCAUCAAUCCUGAAUGGAACAAAACCUUUACGUUACCAGUUAAGGACAUUCACGAAGUGUUAGAGCUGACUGUCCUUGAUGAAAAUGGGGACAGAUCUCCAAACUUUUUGGGGAAAGUGGCCAUCCCCUUAUUGACGGUUCAGAAUAGCCAGCAGGUAUGUCUGUUUUUGAAGAAAGAAGACUUGGGAAGACCUUCUAAAGGAACCAUCACGCUGGUGUUGGAUGUUGUCUACAACCAAGUUAGAGCUGGCAUCAGAACCUUCCAACCAAAGGAGACAAAAUUAAUUGAGGAAAACCUGAAGUUCAACAAAAAGGUUCUCGCCAGGAAUAUAUAUCGGGUCCGAAAAAUCAGCACAGCAGUUUUGUACACGUUACAGUACAUUAAAAGCUGUUUUCAGUGGGAGAGCACGCAACGGAGUCUAAUAGCCUUUCUGAUCUUCCUGGUGUCGGUGUGGCACUGGGAGCUCUUCAUGCUGCCCCUCUUCCUGCUUCUGCUCAUCGGCUGGAACUACAUCCUGCUCCGCUCAGAAAAGUUCAGCUCCACCCAGGACCUGGUGAACAUGCCCAUGGGUGACGACGACGAGGAAGACGAAAAGGAGUCUGGAAAGAAGGGUUUGAUGGAUAAAAUACAUAUGGUGCAGGAAGUGGUUCUGGCAGUGCAGAAUGUGUUGGAAGAAAUCGCAAACAUCGGAGAGCGAAUCAAGAACAUAUUCAACUGGUCUGUGCCAUUCAUGUCCUGCUUGGCCUGCCUGGUACUGUUUGUAGCAGCAACAAUGUUAUAUUUCAUCCCGCUUCGAUACAUUGUGCUGGCAUGGGGCAUUAACAAAUUUACCAAGAAACUGCGCAACCCGUAUGCUAUUGACAGUAAUGAACUACUGGAUUUCCUCCAGAGGGUGCCGUCUGAUAUUCAAAAGGUGCAGUACAGUGCGCUGAGAGCGUCCACUGGCCCGAUCCAGCCGCGGAAAAGGAAGUGAGCUCUGCAGACAACGAAGGAUGAAAGGCUGGUCUUUUUUUUUAAUGUGGUACGUUGCAGUCCACCUGACAACGAUGCUCCAGCGCCAGUCGAACCCGUGACCCUGCAUACCCCACCACACCAUCCUAACUCUGCCCCCUGCUGCUGAGGGGGCAGCCAGCCGCUCUCUGCCUUGUGUGUUUGCCACCCCCCCUGACAGGGGCUGUGAACUGCAGCAGCUAGGAGGGCAGCACAUGGCGCUGUCAAUCACCAGCUUGGAGAAAAAGAAAAGAGAGCAUUGCAAAACUCAGCCCUCGUCUUUGGAUGUAAUUUAGAAAAAGAAUGAAAGGCACCGGGUUUGGCUUACCUUAGACCUCCACUGUUUACUUUUAUUCUUUUUACUUUGGUGUAACUGAAAAAAUUGCCUCAAGGUAAAGACAAUACGAGCUUAACUGGAAACUGCAAUGAUUCAAAAUUUUUGUCACUGUUAUUCUAAAAAGUACUUCAUAUWUUCAAGAAGAAAAAAAAGGAUUUUAUUACACAUUUACGAACAGAGUACUGAUAUUUACUGUAUUUUAUGAUACCAUUUUUAUAACUUAUUGCUGCCAGUUUGCUCAAUUCUGUCUCAUUUAACAMAUAUAUAUAUAUUUAUUUUCUAAAUUUUGUAUCAAUUCCAGCUGCCUGUUCUUAUUUUUAUCUACUUUAGAUCAAAACUAUGCAAAAAAUCACAUUUAUCAAAUGGAGAGUUUGCAAGAAUCCACAAUAAAGAAUCUUGAUCAAAUUAA